GAUCUAUAGGUACACUUGACUAGGUUUCGUUAUUGUGUCAAUGUAGGUACAUUGAUUAUUCUAAUAGCAUAUACAGUAUAUUAAUAGAGCUAAGAUCGAUUAAUAACGUUUCUUCUGCAGAUUAGUGUAAAUCAUAAUAAUGGAAGGCGGAUUAUUGCUGAGGAAGAUUUGCGGACAAAAUGAGUGUUCUAAAUACCAAAUGUGUUUGGAGCAAGAAUGGGAGUGUGAUCCAUGUUCGAAAUAUUGUGAGAAGUUGUCCGACAACUACAAUUAUACAAUUUGUGAACAGCACUGCCAAGGUAUGAUAUUAACGUGUCUACGAAAAUGCUACUCUAAUGAUGUAUAAUAUUGGUAUAGAUUAAUAUUUAUAUAUUGAAUUAUAAAUUGCAUGCUAUAUAAUAAUGUUUGAUUAAUAAAAUAAUGAGAUAGGGGGUGAAUGGAGUUUAACUAGUUUAAGGUAACUAAAUAUGAGUACCCCACCUUCCCCAAUAACAUUACACAGUAGCCACACCCAUCCCCAGUAUUACCUCUUUAUUGUCAUACUUUAUAAAUCCCACUUUCCUAACUACCCACUUACAACAGUGAUCAUACAUAUUUUGCAAAUGUUGGUACACUCAGAACUACUUUAUUCUGAAUGAUCCAAUUUGAAUUUGUUAAAUUUUAAUUUACACAAUUUAAUAUAAAACAUUCAGUUAUCACUCUAAUUAGAUAUCUACUUUACCUACUUAUUUUUUAUUUUCAUUAUAAUAAAUCAUACACAAUAUUGUUGCAUUGGGUUAGUUGUAUUUUAUAUUUCUUUCGGUAAAUUAUAUUAUUAGUUGGCCAACAAUGUAAUGUUUCUCAUCCGUCAAAAAUGAUACAUAUAUGUAUAUUAUGUACUUACUAUAUAUUAAUUAGAAUUUGAAUUGCCUAAAACAUCUCUUAAAAUAUGUUCAUACUCAUACAUUAGUAUACUGAUCUGUCAGCCUAGGGAAGUAUUGUAUUACAUAGUAUAUUAAUUUGACAAAUUGUAUAUAUUAGUUUAAUACCUACUUCUGAAUGUCAUUUAGGUAUAACAAUAUGAUUUUGAUAGAUAUAAUAUAGAUAAACAUACCCUAAGUAAUAAUAAGUAAUUUGUAUAACACAUUUUCUAGUAGUCAAUAUUGAAGUUUGAACACAUUAUGACUAUUUAAGUGCUNAAAUAUACAUUUUACAUUUAAAAGUAUAAUAUUACCAGACACUCAAAUUAAAAGUCAAUUUUGUAGAUAGCAGAAAUUCUAAAAUUAUAUACCAGAACAUAAUACUUAUAAGAACAUGAUUUCAUAAUUAUUUUAUUAUUGGGAUUAUUUAUGUUUAAAUUUAAAUAUUGUGUAAAAAUUAUGAAGACACUUAGGCUCCUUGACUUUUUAUUUAAACUUUAACUAUUUUGUAAUUUUGUAAAAUUAUUUUGUAAGAAGUCUUGCUACACUCAUCUGAUGAGUAUCCUUGUAGUUUCCAAGUCUCCUAGCCACUAAAUUUGGUUGAACAGGAAUAUCUCUUCUCUGUUUAGAACUAAAGCAAUAAAAACAACUAAGCAACAUAAUAAAAUUGCAUAUUUGUAUUACAUAUUUAUGAAAUAAUAUUAAAAAUAUUUACCUAAAAGCAUUAUUAAUAAUUGAGUUGAAGUAACUAUAUUUUGAAUUUUUUUUUUUGUUAAAAUGUUUAAAUAUUUUAUGAAUGUUUCCGAAAUAUCUUUUUAUAAAACAAUUCCAAGAUUAUUUAUAGAACUUAUAAACUCCGUCCACUUUUUUUUUUUUGCUGGCUAGCUUUAUCAUUAGAUGAUGAAUCAAUUAGUGUUUCUCUAAUAUAUGUUGAUUUUUUGAUGAUCCACAAUUAUCUUGAUAACUUUCUGACAAGACUGUUUUGCUUUCUUCAAUGAAUAAAAUAUUUUUCUUCAUUAGAGAAGUUUAAGGAGUUGAUAGUUCAUAAAUGUCAUGGUGUACAAAUUUUUGUUAUUGGUAUAAGUAUAUUUAAUCACUUUGUUGAUAAUAAAUUAAUUAUUAUGAAAUUUUGUGAAAACAACCAAGCUGCAUGAAUUAAUAUAUCUCAUAAUUUGUAUCAGUUAUACCUCGAUUAUAAAAACAUACGAGAUUCUAGAGCAUAGACUUAUUAUUAAAUGGACUGAACCUAGAGAGGUUUGUAUAUUAAUAUUGUUAGAAAAACAUGGCAUACGACUUAAGAUGAUUAUAGAAGAACAAAUCAUAUACCACGAAAAAUAUUUAAUUGUUAACUUAAAAUGGUUCUUCAAAGAUAUAGACGGAGUAUGUAGAAGGCACAUUACAUUUAUUAAUAUAUCUAUGGUCUAGAGACAGUCUAGAGCAAAUUCUUUAUCAAUUAUAAUUAUAAUACUUCAUAUUAAAUAACCUAAUAUUAUGUAUGACAGUAUCUUAUAAACAUGUAUGUACAAACUACAGAACAUUAUACAAAAAUACAACAUAAUAAUAAUAAUAAGUGUAUGAAUGUAGGAUCAUAAUGUAAAUAGCAUAUGUGUCUUAUUGUCCAUAUGCAUGGUCAAACUGCAAAUCAAUAUGGACAUAAGGAAACCUAUCUUUUUUGUUGGAAUCAUCUAUUAUUUGUUUUUUAUGUUGUUCAAUGUCGGUUUAUUUUUAGUUGAACAAAUCUCAACUGUUUUUGAACAUUUUUAUUGGCUGGUUUUGACUUGCAUUUUCAUUUAAUGAAACAGGAAAAUAAAAUUCUUGUUCAUAUAGCAUUUUUAAAUUUUAAAUUUGAGUCUAAGGAUAAAUUAAUUUUAUUGUAGGUGUUCAUUAUUUAAUUUAUAUGCUUGUGACACAAACUUGCUAUAAAAUUAAAAUGUAAUUUAAUAUUCAAAUUGUAUAUGAUAUUUGAUAAGAAAUUACGAUAUAAUAAUAGAUAAUUCAUUUACUCGUGUGCAAGUUAUUUAACAAAAAAUAUAGUGUUUUAAUAUUAAUAAGGAAUCUACUCGUGGGCUGUCUCUAUAUCACGGUUUAAUGUAUAUAGGUUAAAUAACGGCCCAUUUACUCCAUACAACAGUCACUUACGUAUUUUUUUUUCGAAAUUAAUGUAACUUGCGAUAAAUUACAACGUUAUAAUCUAAUCGUCACUUCCAUCAAAUAUUUAAAUAAAAAAAUAAUAUUACAUUAUUUCCAGUUAACAUUAGCCAUCUCCAUUCUGUUUUCCUGAAGUGAAAUAGAAACAGCAAUUAAGUUGUUAAAGACUAAACUAGAACUUUUUUCGACAACAGAACCAUCAGAUAUAAUAAUAUAAUUUUAUAACAUUUAGGUACUAAAUGCAAAUUCCAAUAAGUGAUUUUUAGGAGAAAUAUAAAAUUUUCCUACUUUUAAAAACUUAAAAACUAUCAAAACCAGAAUAUGUAGGCAUUACCAUAAAGUUAUGAUACAUUUUUAAAAUAAAAUAAAAUUAAUCAAACUUACUUAAUCAAAUUUUAAAAAAUAAACACAAUAAGAUUAUAUUGCAACAACAGUCUACAUAAUAUUCUACAUUUAAUUUGUUACACAGUUAUACAAUUAUAUUAGUUAGGUACCUAUUGAUUAUCUGCAAAACGCUUAUUGGUAAUUUAAUAAAUUUAGAUUUUAUUUUGAACUUAAAUUACAAAUUAUACAAAAUAAUUAAAAAUUUUUUGUUUAUAGAUUAUAUACACGACUUUAUCAAACAAUAUGUUUCGGAAAAUCAAUUAAAAGGUGAGUAAAUAAAAUUAAAAUAACCUGCAGCAGUACCGUAGCAGAAAAAAUGUUUGAAGAGGUGGCCCUUAAUUUGUUAAGCUAGAAUACAUAUCAACUUUUAGAUCCUGAGUAAAGCGAAGAUGCGUAUGGUAUUACAACUUUUUUUUUUUUUUUGGACAACUUUUCUAGCAGAGGACUUGCUCCGAUUUUUACAUGUAGCCACUUUUCUGGAAAGGAAAUCAGUGUGGGAAGUUACCUUAAAGAGGUCAUUUUCCGAUUUUCUCAAAUUUUCUCAUAAAAUACAAAAAACCGAAAGAAAAGAAAACGGGAAUAUGUGAAAAAUGUAUUUUGAGUAGUAUAUUUAAGUAUGAUAUUAUUUUUUUUUUUCUGUGGACAACUUUUCUACCAAAACAUACCGAAUUUCCUACGUUUUUUCCGGUUUUCUCUCCGUUUUUAUUAGGUUUUUUCACAUUUGAUGACUCUUGGAAAAUCAAAAAAUGACCUCCAUAAAGUACUUCCCAGUCAAUUUUCCUUAUAGAAAAAUUUCUAUCAUCAGUUGGAGCAAAAUUACUGGUAGAAAAGUUUUCUACAGAAAAAAAACAGAAGGCUGUAAUAUGUUUAACUCAUAACUAAAUUUCUUACAUUUUCCCGUUUUUCCUCAGUUUUUUUUCGGGUUUUCAUAUUUGUUGAUAAAAUUCCUGAGAACAUCGAAAAGUUACCUCCCUAAAGUUACUAUUAGUGAGAUAUUCUUUCAGAACAGGGUCUACAUAGUAUAUAUUGAAGUAAACUUUCUGGUAGAAAAAGUGUUCACAUAAAAAAAAUAAACAAAUAAAUACACAUCUUUGUAAAACCAAUAAAUUAUAUUAUGCACUCGGAAUCUAUAAAACUAUUUUAUUAUUAUACAUUUUGAUUAUUACAUAAUAAUAUAUACUAGGUACUAGGAAAAAAAUAUCCCCACUAUUGACAGUCGUAAGCACGUUACUUGUGUGUACGUUUGGGCCUGAUUCUCUUAUGAACAUAUUUUCAUGCCACAUUACUUAGUAACUCGCUCUACGCUACAAAUAAUAUGAAUGUAAAUUUAUGUGCUUAUUAAAACAAACAAUAGUUGCAUUUUUAUUUCUUUUUUAGACGUGUAUGAUUUAAUAAAUACGUUGAAAACUAUUCUUUUUUCAAUGAUCGCCCUGAAUGUCCUGGCGUUCAUUUCUCUUUUCGUAGUUUUGUUUGUAUUAUGGGUUUAUGAAAGGAAGCAGACGAUGAAAGAAAAUCGCACUGAAAAUAUUCAAUUGGAAAGUAUAUCCACAGAACAGGUAAUGUUUCCUAGUUUUAUAAUUGAAUUGGUUUAUUAACGUAUGCGAAUAAAACUCGUUUAAAUAAAAAUACUAUUGUAACAAAAUUAAAAAAGCUGAGCAAUUUCGCACAGGGAUGGUCCACUGUUGUAGAUGAGAAGUUUGAAAGAUAGUUGAGGGGAAAUUUGAUGUGUGACUGUAAUCAAAAACGAUAAACCAUUGCUAACAAAAAAAGAUUCUGAGGAGUUCUGUUGAUAAUUUGGUUUUUUUUUUGUAUUAUGACCUUUAUGUUUAUUUUCAUUUUUUUUUUAACUAAAUUAUUGUACAUUUUAAAUAAAAAUAUAAAUUUCUUGACAUUAUAAAUUAUUGUUGGUCAAUUUUAUUGGGAACAAAAAGUGAAUAUUGUUUUUGGUAAGUGUAUGAAGAACAUAAGAAAGAGAAUCUCUAUACAACUUAUAAGUACCGAAAAACAGGCGAAAAAGUUAAUGUCCAAACCAUCAUUUAAAGACAGGACGAUAUAUUUCGAAAAUAUAAUGACUAUACAUAUGAAUAAUAAAAUAAUUUAAUUCGAUAAACCUAUUUGUGUAGAAUUUACUAUAUUAGAUAUAUCUAAAAUAUCCAAGUCAAUUCUAGACAACUUUUUCAAUGAUUAAAAAAAUAAAUUAUUUCCACAUCUGUUUCUAUGACAGUUAGAAAAAUCAAUCAAGAUUUUUUAAAGAUGAACUGAAAAGUGAAAUAUUAAAACAAUUUAUAGAAUUACGUUCUAAACUGUACGCAUGUAAAGCAGAUAAAAUCAAAUUUUAGAAAUCCAAAGACGUGAAAAAUUAUGUAAUUAAUAAGCAUAUGAGAUUUGAUGAUUAUAAAAAAUUUUUAGAUGCGUACACAAAUAAUAUGGAUAUAUCUAAUAAAACUAACCGUCACAUGGAUUGUUUGGGUUGAAUUAGCGGGAUUUUGCUUGCAAAACAUUUUUUAAUUUGUUUUUGGGAAAAUAUUAUUUUAUAAGUCUCUACAAUAUAGGUAUAUAAUAUAGUAUCUGAAAAAUCAUUAACAGCGUUUGAUAUUAUUAACGAUGCUGGACCAUGGUAUAAAGUAUUAAAAUUUUGUACUUCACAAUUUAAAUUGUUAUUUUUCCAUAUUUGUUCUCCUUUAAAUAAAUCAAUACCAUAGUUUUCUGAAAAUUUCAUUUUUGUGCUCGUUGGAAGUAUAAGGAUCUUUGUUAUUUACUAUAGCUGUACCUUUUGAUAAUAGUAUUUAAAAUUUAGCUUGUAUGACAACAUCUUUACACUGUCCUUUGCUUGAUUAGGCCCACCACUAGCCGACUGGGGAGCCAUAAUAGUGGGAGAGACGUAGUUUCGGGUUGACCUAUCUACGUCAACUUAAAACCUAGUCGGUACUACGGGCUGGGGAGCCCCACUUCACGCCGGACCGGCCUGGCCGCUCCGCACUAGUGUCCUCAAGGUUGAGGAGUCUAAAACUUGAUGGAUGUGGGUGUGGUGCGAGAUAGUAAAGCUAAUCCACUGCACCUUGUAGGCGUACGGGAACCCAUCCCGGUCGCGAGAAAGGUAUGGGCCUCAAAAGCCCGGGUCCAGUGUUCCCCCCGAAGACCCUGGACCGGCGGGGGCUCACCGUCGUCGAUCCAGCAUCACGACUGCCGGCAAGUAGUGCCCAGCGCUAAGACGCGGACGGCUGACAGUAGGCAUCUGCUACAAAACCUCUGGGGAUCAGUUGUCUUCUACUUGAUUUAAAAGUUGUGCCUUUGCAAUUACUAUAUUUGUCUAGUGUUCCUGCAAUUGUAUUCAAUACAAUUAAUAUUGUUUCAUUUAUUUUUAAAUCUAUUACUACUCCUCCCAUUGGAUGGAAAUGUGAAUUAUAGUAGCACCUGGCCCAGGACAAACCUUUUUAUACUACUCAAGAUAAUUAAAUAAAAACCAAAAGGUAUUAAACCGUAACUCACAAGACAAGAUAAUAGUUGUUUUUUUCAUAGACAACAUUUUAAAGUACAGACACACAUCGUACCAAAUAAAAAAAAAAUUNUUCUGUAUUACUCUAUGGGUCACAAAGGUGGAACCAGUUGCGGCAAACCUCAUCGCAGCGAGUCAACCAGAAAUGAAGUACUGUGACGGAAGUCCACUGCAAUACUAUUUAGUAGUAGCAAAGAAUUUAAACUAUUGUAUUAUUCUAAACAUUGUAGAUAAAUUAAAGAUUUAUCAUUAUUAAAUAAUAUAUGAUACCAACAUUAAAACAUAACAAAAUAGCAUUUUUUUAAAAAUUAAAAUUUUUAAUUUUUAAUUGAUAAAAAAAUUAAAAAAAUCAUAGUAAAAAGCUCUUUAGUUCAUAACACGGAAAUAAAACUUGAAAGUAUCUAAUAGAACAAAAUGUAUACCUAUAAGGUAUCAGAUUUUAUUAUUACAACCUGUAUAUUUAUUUAUGUAAUUUUUUUUUUUAAUAUAUGUAGUUUUAAUUUUAUUCAGGAUCCUGAUAAUGAUAUUCACGUUCUUCACGACGAGGCGGCUAUAAGUGAAGUUACAAUAAUCAUGGAAAAUUCUCCAAAUGUCAGUGAGAUCGAUAAAGAGAUGGAAGAAUUCGUGGAAUACAAUAAUUUGACAGUAUCAUCCGUGGUGGUGCACAAGUCAGAUUCCAAACCAGUGCUCGAUCCAGUAAUCGACUGAGUAAUCAACCUG
This is a messenger RNA of Cinara cedri, 7647 nucleotides long. Lineage: Eukaryota; Metazoa; Arthropoda; Insecta; Hemiptera; Aphididae. The record is from the annotation of a GenBank genome assembly.